This is a messenger RNA of Aureobasidium subglaciale EXF-2481, 748 nucleotides long. RefSeq lists its product as uncharacterized. The record is from RefSeq and is a predicted model, not a curated record. The transcript is spliced from 2 exons. The coding region runs from base 112 to 552 and encodes 146 amino acids. Lineage: Eukaryota; Fungi; Ascomycota; Dothideomycetes; Dothideales; Saccotheciaceae.
CUUCGACAAGACAAUUUUACGAGAUAUAUUCACUAUCAACUUUGUUACUGCGAAAGGUUUGAGAAACCUCUGCGCUAUUCGAUUGAACCCACAGCAAGGGCCGACUACAACAUGGCUAAUCUUAUCACUUUACUUGCCACGGACAGAUUCCCGGUCAUCUUUGACGCUCUCACUGCGUGCCUUUCUAUCAGGGAUAUUGUGGCGCUCACUCGCACCUGCCAUGCGCUGAACCCGCUGUACCAAAAGUUGGUGAAGCAGAAUGCCUGGGAUAUCGACAGGCGAUUGAAGAAAUUCGUCAAGGACCCUCGUGGAUUCAGAAAGAGGUUGGCGGAGCUUGAUGGUAUCAUCUCUGGUGGCUUUGCUCUGCAGUUUAUGGAUCGUGUGGAGUGGGAGGGCUCGGAUCUCGAUGUUUGUGUGCAGGUUGGCGAGAAGGCUGAUGCGUUUUGUCGCUAUAUGGAGGAGGUCGAGGGCUAUGACUUUGCGUCUCGUAAGGUUGGAAAGUAUGCCUGGACGCAUGUUGAUCUGGUAAGUCGUUGGAACUUGGAGCUAUGAGCGAGGCUAAUGUUGCUCGCACGUAUAGGUCAACCAGUACGACAAGGAAGUCAAUGGCGAGCUUGUCAGGCUGGAGAUUAUACAGUGUCAUGGUCGUCCUGUCCAUUCCACUCUAUCGACCUACACGACCUACCCGCAUUCCAGACUACUUCAACGGCGUUGUACUCGCGCAAAAGUACCAAGACAGAGGUUGGAG